Molecule: messenger RNA, 1215 nt
Organism: Colletotrichum orchidophilum
Lineage: Eukaryota; Fungi; Ascomycota; Sordariomycetes; Glomerellales; Glomerellaceae
Product: ZIP Zinc transporter
Exons: 4
Coding region: 1-1215 (404 amino acids)
Biological process (GO): zinc ion transport; transmembrane transport
Cellular component (GO): membrane
Molecular function (GO): metal ion transmembrane transporter activity
Source: RefSeq, a predicted model, not a curated record
AUGGGAGGAUUACUGUUGCUGCUCUUGCUGAGCACGGUCAUGGCCUUGGCGUCCUUCUUCGCCGGCUCACUACCACUCGCAAUAACCCUCACACAGUCGCAGCUCCGAUUGAUAUCAAGCGUAGGCGUCGGUAUCUUGGUUGGGACAUCUAUGAUUGUGAUUAUACCUGAAGGCAUCGAAGCCGUCGCAACGACCGGCGGGCACUCGCACGGCAAGAGGAGUUUGAUGGAUGCGGCUAGCAAGCAAGGGAGGCUGGCCAUUCGGUGGACGACAGACAAAGAUAUACCCCAGUUGGCGGAUGCUACCAACUUUGUGCGGACAGUGGAGGAGGAAAUCCACGUCCUCGGCAGCGAUGUGGAAUACACUGCAAAGCUGCAUAGACGGGAGGAGCAGGACGAGCAUGGCCACGAGCAACCCCCAGCAGCCGCCCCUGGCCCCGAGCCUCAUCAUGACAACGAGAUGCACCAGAAUGAGGUCCCGACGUUCUAUAUCGGCCUGUCUAUGAUUCUCGGCUUCGUCCUCAUGUACCUCAUUGACAGGCUGCCCCGUCACGCGGCAGGUCGCAGUGGAUCCGAGCCGCAGAUGCGUCACGUUAGCUUGGAUAAUCUCGGGGGUUCGUCAAGCGUUGGUGACGAGGAAACGGAAGGCUUCCUCGGUCCUCUUGCGCCCCCGCCGAAGCAAUCCCGAAGCCUAGCCACCACCAUCGGGUUGGUGAUCCAUGCCGCAGCUGACGGCAUCGCAAUGGGCGCGUCCACAUCCACAUCCAACACAAAGUUGGGCCUUAUAAUAUUCGUCGCCAUCAUGGUUCACAAGGCGCCAGCAGCAUUUGGCCUCACAUCGGUGCUUCUGAAGCAGGGAUUGUCCAAACGAACGGCGCGAGGACAUCUAAUCGUCUUCAGCCUCGCCGCCCCUUUUGGAGCUAUUAGUACAUGGGCGAUCAUUCGAAUAUUGGGCGGUGGAAAUUUUGAGGGCGAAUCCGGCCAGUGGUGGACGGGUAUGCUUCUACUGUUCUCCGCAGGAACUUUUUUGUUUGUUGCGAUGCACGCCAUGCAGGAAGACGCCAGUUCUCCAAAGCACGAACACGGCGGCAUGAAUGGCUAUUCGGACGGGAAUGGCACACAAAGGGGUCCGCAGCGGCCGCAGAUGCGUGAUACUUUUGCGACAGUGGCAGGCAUGCUUCUGCCGCUGCUCACUCAGUUUGGACAUCACCACUGA